Triplophysa rosa is the source of this 513-nucleotide messenger RNA. RefSeq names its product SUMO-specific isopeptidase USPL1-like. The record is from RefSeq and is a predicted model, not a curated record. NCBI's taxonomy places the organism in Eukaryota, Metazoa, Chordata, Actinopteri, Cypriniformes, Nemacheilidae. The transcript has 3 exons. The coding region runs from base 154 to 513 and encodes 119 amino acids. Gene Ontology annotation, molecular function: SUMO binding. Gene Ontology annotation, cellular component: Cajal body. Gene Ontology annotation, biological process: Cajal body organization; protein desumoylation.
UAUGCACAUGCAUUUAACGUGGCUCUCCUUUUCUCUUAAAGCGUUAAGAAGACUCUUACAACAUUAAAUCGGAUUCUGUCAGACUGGCACCCGCUGAAAGCGACCCACCGUACUCAAUGCAGUAACUGCAAACGUAGCAACCAGAGAAGGCGAAUGGUACUUGAGCGGUUAUCUUCAGUGUUUGCUCUUCACUUUGUGGAGGGUGUCCCAAGAAAAGACAUCUCUAAAUACUCAUUUGAGUUUGAGGGAACACACUACAAUGUUAGCACUGCCAUUCAGUACAAUAAAGAACUUAAGCACUUUGUCACGUGGAUCCGCCAGAGUAAUGGAUCAUGGCUGGAACUUGAUGACUUGAAAUACCCUAACACGAUCACUCAUGAAAGGUUAACAUUCCGUGCCAAGGAAACCACAUCGUUUUUUGGAGGCAGAGUCCAAUGCCGCAACCGAGGCAACACAUCUUCCAGUUCCACAGUGCUCAGCUAUCGUGCCCGCUGUCCCCCAAUCUUCCAGUAG